AUGCAUUCUGUCGAGCAUUGUGCCUGGUUGGUGCUGUCGUAUCGUUGCAGUAUCUCGUGCAACAAUUACACGGAAACACGGCCAUCGAAAAUUGGCCGCGCUGAAAAUGAGCGCGAUUUCCCGCGAUUAACGAGCAACGAGGAAAAGUUGCGACGUUAUGUUAUACUGCUGGCCUCUUUCAAGCACAUCUUGCACCAUGAAAGUGCUCGCAAUCGCGAGAGAUGCAGACGUAAAAGUCGAACAGCUGUUAGCAAUCACUAUCACACGUUUCCUGUUGAUUUUGCAGAAGCGAUACGAUCCUGGGACAAACUCUCGCAACUGAUACCAACGAAUUCGGUAUACGAGAAACAAGAUCGAAGUGCAUCGCCGUCCAACAAGGAGGCUGAUGCAUCAUUAGCGCAUUCGUUGGACGGGAACAAUGUGAUGGACACGUCGAAGUUAAAAGAGGAAGGGGACCAUCACGAGGAGGAGGAGGAAGAGGAACCUAAGCUAACAUACGACGCCGAAGAAUACGAAGAUGAAGAUAAGCACGAAAAGGAAGACGAUGAAGAAGAAGAGGUGGUAGAGGAGGAGGUAGAGGAGGAGGAAGAUCCCUCCGAUACUGACAAUGGCGCAACGAAGAAAGAGAGAUCUCCGGCGGAAGCCAGAAGCGUAUCGAAUACUGAAACGGCAAAUGAUUCCAGGGAUGAGGAUUACAUUGAAGAUUCGCCGGGAAAUCACUACGACGACACGUAUUAUUAUUACGACGAGUACGAUACCGGAAAUCGUUCCCGAUACGAGGCCGUAGAUGACAAAAACAUCCAUCCGGAUCCGAAACCCGAACAGGAAGUCGUAUCGAGGAAUUCAUCGAAACACGGUGCCGUGGGGAAAAGAGACGACUUGCAUGAGCCGUCCUCCAACUCAUCCUCGCAUGCUAUCGAAGAGGAAGUUGACAAUCCGAUUCAACUGGAAGAGGGUUCGUCCAUGGAGGGCAGCGACAAGACAUUCGCUGUCCUGAACACGUCGGGAGAGGCAUCCGGCAACACCUCUUCGGAGGAGGACAUCGGUUCCAUCCUGAUAGGCGGCGCCGUGGUCUCUGUAGUGACCACGAAGAGCGUGGUGAACGGUACAAUUUCGGUACCAACGACGGUUUCGCCGACUACAACGGUGCAAGUCGCGCUGCCACCGCCGUCGCCAUCGCUGACCGAGACGACGGUAGCACCCGCGCCGGAAAUAACCACUGAGGAUUCCUCGAGGAUCUUGGCUUCGGUACAGACCAGCCGCAGCAUCUCGGGUGCGCGUUUCCUACCGUUCCCGGUGAUGGAUCGCGUGGAGCAAGUAGAGGCUCACGGCGGGACACCCGAGAGCAAAAAGACGUCGCAAUCUCCGUCCGAGUCUACGGAAAGCAUCAUCGACAAGCUCGACUGGGCACAGUCGAAGUUGUCCAGUGAUCUCCUGCCGGCUGCCAUCCUUGGCACCGGGGGUUUCCGGAACACUGGCAACACGCUGCAACUGGACGCGUUGGCAGAGCGGGAUCGCGCGACAACCCGUCGGAGAUUCACCACCACCGCCAGGACGCCGGCCAUCAGCAAGUUCGUGCCGCGGCGCUACAACGACAAGCGAGCGGAUCACGCUAACGCCAGCACGGCGAAACCGCGAUUCGAGACUACGCUAGAUAAUCUGGAAGGUCUACUGCCGCGGGACUACGUGCUAAAAGGGACCACGCCAAGCGUGGGGUCAUCCAAGAUGAAUUUCAGGUGGCCUUCCUCGAAACCGACAACAACAGAAGCAGCAGAGACGAAGGCUACGUCAACUACACCACGAGCGAAGCCUAAAGCCGGCAUUGUCGUCCAAGACGUCAGCGCGUUCUUGCCACCGGGGUACAAACUGAAGAAAGAAGACACGGCUGUCACGGAAAGUUCUCUGCUGAGCGACAUCCUCGCUAAAUCCAAGGUCGAUAUUUCAUCUCUCUUGCCUCCCGACUACGACAAGAAAAAGGUCGAGGAAGAAUCCAAGUCAAAAAGUAUCGCAGUCACGACAACAGCGAUGACGACCACUACCACUACUACUACAGCAAAGAGUACAGGCAUUACGCCAGAAAAGAUUGCCUCGUCCAUCCAGGAUCUCUUCGCGUCCUCCAAUGUCGAUAUAUCUGCUUUGUUACCUAAGGAUUACGAACAAAAGAGGAAGAUUCUCGUAGCGGAUAAUAAAACCGAUGACGUAAGCAGCGAGCAAAGCAUAGGUACGACGGCAGCGACAGUCACAGAAGGAACCAAUUCCGAGUCGCCCACCACGAAAAAAGCCGGCGGAUUGAAGAUCGUAUUCCCUAGUAGACCAGGUGGCCGCAAACCUGUCCACAAGAUAACUACUCCGCAUACUCUGCGCGGAGAGGGUCCAGGCGCGGUGACGCCGAAAAUACAAAAGGGAUGGCCGACUAGAGCUACCACGGAGUUUACCGGAUGGCCGACUCCAUCCACUACGCCAAUCUCCAUUGAGAAAUUGCUAGAAGCUGCGCGCACAGCUACGGUGGCGUCAGUGAACAUAUCGGUUAUUCCCAGCACGAAUGAAAUCUCGAGCACGUCGUCGACGUCGACGACGACAACCACGCCGAGACCGACGACGCCCGGUGUAUGCGACGAGGAGUGCGAAGUCGCCGGCACAAUACGCAUCAUCGGGAACGCGACAUGGGUGCCAGAACUGUUCGAUCGGAACACUCGCGAGUGGCAAGAGCUCGCGAACCAAGUGGAGCGAGAGAUGAACUUUAUAUUUUCAAAGUCCAGUGUUUUAAUGAACUGGUACAAACGUAUAAGGAUCGAUUCGUUCAGUCAAGGUAGCAUCUUGGUAGACUACUUUGUCGAGCUAGCCAAUAUCCAGCAAAAGGUUAACACUCGGGAGCUGAAAGUAAUCUUUCACGAUUCGCUGCGGACGUACAAUGCCAAUCGAUGGAACGAAACGAGUACGAAGGGUGCAUUAAGGAUGGGAAUUUUCACUAUCGAUCCUAAAUACACCGACUUCGUGGUGAUACCAAAAUGGAACACGCCACAAUACAUUGAAAAAGACGACAGACUGAUACCUCAAUGGGCCAUUGCGGUGAUAGUGAUAGGCGUCGGAGGUUUACUAUUUAUUAUCGUGUUCGGUGUGUCUGUGUUGGUCAACAGACAAAACGGAUCGAAGCUGAAGCCGACGCUGUCCGCCAUUUACGAGGAGGAGGUAGCCAAGCAUACGUCGAGUCACAGAUCAAGCGAUUACUCCAAGCCGGUGCACACGAUAUGGACCGAUCCCGACGUUUCUUGGAACGACAAGUCCUUCGAGUCGACCUCCAACAAGAUUCUGGUCGACAAAUCCUUCCAGGAUAACAAGAAGUACAAUCUGUACGACAGCUGGCGAUCCGAGUGGAACGGUUACAACCCCUACUACAAUCCCUCGCACGCGAGCAGCAAGUACGGCGGUUACGACAGCACGACGAACCUGUCGAGCCGUCACCAUCAUCAUCCCGACUACGACACGAACUUCUGAGCUUGACGGCAAUAAACUGCAAUUUCCUCUAUC
Ooceraea biroi (clonal raider ant) is the source of this 3528-nucleotide messenger RNA. Its product is annotated as mucin-5AC. Lineage: Eukaryota; Metazoa; Arthropoda; Insecta; Hymenoptera; Formicidae. The record is from RefSeq and is a predicted model, not a curated record.